Molecule: messenger RNA, 5301 nt
Organism: Anopheles coustani
Lineage: Eukaryota; Metazoa; Arthropoda; Insecta; Diptera; Culicidae
Gene: Psi
Product: far upstream element-binding protein 1
Exons: 7
Coding region: 928-3174 (748 amino acids)
Biological process (GO): regulation of DNA-templated transcription
Cellular component (GO): nucleus; cytoplasm
Molecular function (GO): mRNA binding
Source: RefSeq, a predicted model, not a curated record
CUUCGAAGUGGCAGCGUCGUUCAGAUCGAUUGCGUGUGAUGUGCGGAAAAAUCGCUCCAACCGUGCCUCGUAGCAUCAUAGAUCGUUUUUCUUUAGUUUUAUAAUUUUCCUCCAAAUGUGCUUUGGUCGUCGUGCGCCGCACUGCUGGUGAUUUUCAGUUCAGAUUUUUCCGGCACCGUAACCACCCCACCCUUCAACUACGCAGGCAUCGUGAUGUGAUUCGCAUUGGGUGAACGCAAACUUGACGCCGACAGAGGAAAUAAAUUUGGAUGAAAAGUCUGCAUAAAUGAUUUUUGCGAAGGAAAAUCGCUUUCGUGCUCAUAUCUUGUAGACGGCAGCAACAGAGCGGAAACACCUCCCACGAGGAAAAGCGAGAUAGAAUGAUAGGAGUGUCACAGGCGAGAAAGAGAUUGAGCAGGAGCACAAGCUAGAGAUAGUUUUUUUUUAUGUUGUUCCACAAGGCGACAGAAGAGCUCAUCCGAUCCUAAAGGAGGCAAUCCGGUGGUGUAGUGAUUAACUGGAAACAGAACUGAAAUCGAAAAGAAAACGGAGAAAUCUCGUGUAUCUGCAGCUAGUUUUCUUGCAAGUCGUGUAACCCAUUCAGGCCCGCGAAUCGGUUGGUGUGUAGGCACACUGAAAAGAAACCUGCUAAAGGCCGCAAAACAGCAGAAACAGCAUCUUCUCUCUCGUUGUGACUCUGGGGCAGAGAACAAUUGUCAAGCAGCGGUUUUAGACAAGCGCGGAGGAGAGCGGAGAGAAGCGGUGUGUGGCAGAAGACGCGGAGAAGACGUGCGAGAAUAUACGGACAAGAGUAGCCCGUUUUUCAGUCUCAGGCCAGCGACAGAGGAGCGCUAGCCCUAUUUAUUCGUUGUUGACUUCCUCUGACAGUGGAAACGUUUUUACUUUAUCGGUUCAUUUAUUUUAAUAAUGAGUGAUUAUUCCAACCAGAACUCGCAAAAUUUUAGUCAAUCGUCAGCAUUUGCAGCCGCUUUACAGAGAGCCAAACAAAUUGCCGCUAAGAUACACCCCGGUGGCCAGCAGCAGCAGCCACACCAACCAGUGAAGAGACCGCACGACGACCACGAUUCGGGGCCAGAGUUGAAAAAAUUCGGUGGACAGUCUGAGUACAAUAAUGCUAGCUCGCCCACUGGCAUGAGUCAGGCUGCGAUGCAAGCCGCCGCCCAAGCUGCAGCCGUAGCCGCCCGUCUGUCGCAGAAUAACAGCAACAACAGCAACAACUUUAACUCCUCAAACGCUCCCGGCGGUGGUGGACCGCAGGAUCCGAGUCAGCGCGUGCGCGAACUGAUCAGCAAGAUGGUGAACCACGGUGGUCCGAUGGAUAACGGCAAUCAUCAGGGACCGGGUGGUGGUGGUGGUUUAGGCGGUGGUCGCGGUGGUGGUGGUGGUGGUGGCGGCGGCGGUGGUGGCGUGGGAGGCGGAGGCUUCGGAGCGUCGCACCAGGAGAUGAUGAUUCCGGGCUCGAAGGUGGGUCUGAUCAUUGGCAAGGGCGGCGAGACGAUCAAGCAGCUGCAGGAAAAGACGGGCGCCAAGAUGGUGAUCAUUCAGGAUGGGCCGGGGCAGGAGAUGGAGAAACCGCUACGCAUUUCCGGCGAUCCGCAGAAAGUGGAGCACGCGAAGCAGCUCGUGUACGAGCUGAUCCAGGAGAAGGACGCCUACUCGCAGCGCCAGAAUAUGAACGGAAACGAACAGGCAGAGGUGUUCGUUCCGAAGGCGGCCGUCGGUGUGGUCAUCGGCAAGGGCGGUGAGAUGAUCAAGAAGAUUCAGGGCGAAUCGGGUUGCAAGCUGCAGUUCAUACAGGGCCGCGGUGAUGGCCCGGGUGAUCGACGUUGCAUCGUGCUUGGUUCAAAGGCUCAGGUCGAAGAUGGAAAGCGUAUGAUCGAAGAUUUGAUCGACAGCGUCCUAAGAAGGGAACAGGGAGGAGGCGGUGGUGGUGGUCGCGGUGGAAUGGGCGGUGGAGGAGGUGGUGACGGAGGCGGCCAUGGCGGUCGUGGUGGCAUGGGUGGUAAUCCGAAUCAGGAUAAUAACUACAACAGCUACAAUGGUCCGCAGGUGACCCGAUUAGAGUACACCUUCACCGUACCCGUUUCAAAGUGUGGUAUCAUCAUCGGUCGUGGUGGUGAUACGAUCAAACAGAUCAACCAGCAGUCCGGUGCGCACACCGAGAUGGACCGAAAGGCGUCCCAGAACCAGACGACGGAAAAGACGUUCACCUGCAAGGGUGAGCAGCAUCAGGUUGACGAAGCGAAGCGGCUGAUCCAGGACAAGAUCAACAUGGAGAUCAAUAUGGUUUAUGUCGGGGCGAGCACGGUACCCGCCAACCAAUACCAGAACAAUGGUGGCGGAGGAGGCGGUGGAGGUGGCGGUGGCGGUGGUGGUGUCGGUCCCAAUGCGUACCAGCAGGGCGGAUGGGGAGGUUAUCAGUCGCAGGGUGGUUGGGAGCAGCAGCAGUCCGCCCAGGCCAAUGCAGCCUCGGCUGCAGCGGUCGCAGCAGCAGCCGCCGCGCAACAGCAACAACAGCCGCAGGCAGAUUACUCCCAGCAAUGGAUCGAGUAUUACAAGCAAAUGGGAAUGCACCGUGAGGCGGAAAUGAUCGAACAGCAGGUCAAGGCACGUCAGGCAGCCCAAGGCACGUUGUCAGCUAAUCAAUCUGUACAAGGUCAAACAGUGAUGGCAGCCGCGGGAGCCGGUUCACAACAGCAACAGCAGCACCAGCAGCAGGCUGGCGGUGGUGGCGGCGGCGGCGGCGGCGGUGGUGGUGGCCAAGCAGACUACAGUGCGGAAUGGGCAGAGUACUACCGACGAAUCGGUAAAAUCGAGGAAGCCGAAGCCAUCGAGAAGCAAAUUGCGGCCAACAAGGCCUUGCAAGCACAGGCCGCAGCAGUGGCGGCGGUAACCGGAAAUCAACCCGGAGGACCGGCCGGAGGUGGUCAGUACGGUGGCGGAGGGGGCGGGGGCCCUCAGCAGCAAGGUCCGGGAGGCUACGGUGGCCAGCAGUAUCAGCAGUACUACGGUGGUGGUGGUGGAGGCGGUGGAGGAGGAGGCGGCGGCGGUGGUCAACCGGGAUAUGCCGGUUACCCGUACGGCGGAGGCUAUCCGGGACCGCAGGGAGGACAACAGAAUCAGUCGAAUGCGUCCAAUCAGGAUAAGAACUAGAGCUAACCAAGAAGAACACAACCAACCAGCAAGCUGCAAGAGAUAACGCAAAAAAACCGCAAGAGAAACAGGAGGGCCGCUCCACUCCAUCGUAUAAGAACACACCCUCCAACUCCACGUGCUUCAUUCGGCCAACAACAUUCUUCGACGUCUUCGCAACGAUUCAACGAAUGGAACGAAGGCUCAGAUCCGACCUACCCACACGCACACACCCACACCUCGACCAUCGUCCAUUGGCAGUUUUCGAUGCUGUGAAGAAGAGUUAUUUAGCAAUUGUAUAGCAGCAACCCCGCGACAGCAUCGUGUACAGUAAGCUCUUAUAACCUAGCACUACUACAUCUACUACUACUUCUACUAUAUACUAUGUGAGGACGCGUGGAACAGACUAAAGCAAGCAUAUAGAUAUAUAAACCAACAAAACGAAAACAAAAUAAAUAAAUCGGAGUUUGAAGCAAUUAUGAUUAAUCCACAAUCCAUCUGAAUAAAAUAGUUCUCUAGGGUUUACCCAAUGUACGGUAACAUUUUCGUAGAGUUAGUACCAGUUAUAUAAACAUAUGAAUGGAUUAAAACCACAACCGAAAAUAGCACUUCCUAUAUAAUAAAAAAAAAAUACUUGUAACCACUUUGUUGCAAAAGAGUGGAAAAGAACAAACAGCACUAAUUGCGAUGGUGUGCCCGUUUGUCGAGAUAUGGUAAUGGUAGAAGGCAGCAGAUUCCGCAUCUCAACAAUCGACCUCUUCCACCCAGAAAAGUUUCUUUCCGAAUGAUGCGCCGGUUUCUAGUGCAUGGUGAUAAUGCUUAGUGUGAAUCGUCGACAUUAGAUGGACCGAUACGGCUGGAUAUCAACUGAAGACAAAUGACUAAGAACAGCGCGUGUUUCCAGUCAAGCGAAAAAGCAGUUCUUCCAGAAAAAGAUGAAUAUUAAGCGUAACGUGUGGUUCAUGCAGAACACCGAGUGUACCUUGAGUUUGGUAUGGUUUUUAUCAAUAAAUGUGCAUUCAAAUGUUCAGCUUUUCACUACGAAAAAAUAACACUGUUGAUCGCGAUCGUGUCUCACCUUUAAUCAAACUUAGGUUAGCCGAACUUUAAAGCAGACUCGUUUGUACCAGAAGAUACAUCCAUCGUCUGAAGAGGGUAGAAUACCGUCUUCUGAUGCAGUUCGGAAAGUGAGACAAACUGAAGUGGUACGGAAAUGGUCAUAAAUAGCGUUGGACGCUAAACUUAGGGACAUGACACGCAAACCAACAAGAGGCCGGAGGAGGAAACCUAAACCAGGCAGCAUGAUUUAACCAUGAAACAAACUGAACUUUUAUGAAUUGCAAAGUAAAAAUUAUGAAUUUGUUAUUGUAACAGUUUCUCCGAUGUUCUAAAUAUCCAUCUAUCCAUCCUUUAUGCCAUUUAUUCUAUCACCACCGGCAUCUAAAAUAGGUUUUGAAUGUUUAUUUUCCUCCAGUAUUCCUGCUGGAAUGUAUCAGAAUUUUCAUGGUCUAAUCUUCCAUUUGUAUAAACAUUUCAAAUAUGUAUGUUCUUUUUAAUUAUAUACUGGAUUAUAUACAUUUCCCCAACCAACAACAUUUUGAAAUAUAAUUUCUAUUUAUUAUAUUCUUUUUUAUUCGUUGUAGCACAUGGUUUAUAUUUGGUAAUUGUUUUGCUGUGAAAUGUAGAUACUCAAUCAAUUUACAGCGCUUCAACGAAAAUUCACCUUCAUCUUUUGUCAUAGAACACCCUUUGCAGUCUAAAACACGCUCAAGUAUCUAAAAUAUGUCUAAUGUAGUGUGAAGAUAUAUUCAGUAAUUGCUAUGGUUUACUAAACGUGUAUGUUGCUUGUGCGAUGAGUUGAUGGUUUGAUGGAUAAGCGUUAAAUGAUUAUUGUGAACGAAGUGAAUCAAACUACCAAAAACUAGAAUAGUCCCAACUGCUGGCGGAACUAACGCAAGAAAACACGGGUGAGUUUCUGUUGCAAAUAUUUCAGUGAAGUAAAGUAGUUUGCGGAAGAGGCACUAUCUCGGAAGUGAUCGAUGUGUUAAAGCAAUGCAAAACAAGCAAUGCGGUGCGAUUCUCGACGACAUCAUGUGGUUGGCAGUGAACAGUAUACGCAAUUGUAUCUGAAAGUGAAAUAAAUGGUUG